AUGUUCUAUAGCGCCGACAUCCUCUCGGCACCCAAGCGCGGCCUCGGCAUCGUCUGGCUGGCUGCGACGCUGGGCGCCAAGAGCACGGUGCGCAAGCUCUCGAAGCGCGACAUCGCCGCGUGCGACAUUACAAAGACGUGCGACAGCGUCAAGGACCCGUCUGAGCCCAUGGCGCUGCGGCUGUCCAGCCAGCUGCUCUACGGCGUCGUGCGCAUCUACGUGCAGCAGGCAGAGGCGUGGAUGGGCGACGUGACGAAUACGCACGCUGCUCUUCGUCGAGCUCUCACCUUCAUGUCAGCUGCCGCAGCAGCGCCUGGCGUCGUGGCCGCUCGCGGCGCACUCGACAUGCCUGUCGUUCGACGUACCGGCGGCGGCACCGACGCCAUCACGCUCUCGGCCAACACCGCCUUCUUCGCCGGCGACUUUGACAUUGACUGGGCGUGGGAGGGCGACGUUGUGGCCGACGAGAGCUCGGGCAUCGGCUCGGCGUUCCUCGCUGGCGCCACGAGUGCCGGCAUGCCCUCGGCGCGCGGCUCUGAAGCGGCGCCGUCGCCGAGACGCAGACACACCACGGACAAGGAGAACAUCACGCUGCGACGCGAGCGCUUCGGCGACUUUGAGGGCGAUGCUGAUGGCUCUGAACUCGGACUGGGCCCGCGCGAGAGCAUGCAGGACGACCGCUUUAACCUUGGCGACGACGACCUGCAGCUUGACCUCGGCCUCGAGGAUGCGCUGCCUCCUGCGCCGCUCGAGCAGGGCAUCGAGGAGGAGGGCCGGCGUCGUGUGCCGGGACGCGACAGCAGUGCGCUCGGCUUUGGCGAUCUGGGCGGCGACAUGCCGGGGGACGAUGAGAUGCCCGGCGGCGACUUUGGCUUUGGUGACGACGAAGGCUUCGAUUUCGGAUUGCACGACGCACCGCUGGGCGCGACCGAGCCGGCCGCCCACGGCACGCCUUCCCGCUCAUCGCUCAAGCGCACGCCGUCACUCGGACCCGUAGGCGACGACUCUGGCAUCGGCGUUGGCGCUGCGCCAGCCAAGAAGAAGAAGGUGGUCUUCGCGCGCGAGGACACCAGCCUGGUGCUAUCCGACGAAGAGAUGCUGCGCAACCGCAAGGACUACGUCGAGAUCAUGCGUGCUGCUCGCGCCGCCGAGGAGAAGCGCGUGCGCGAGCGGCAGGACGACAUUGCGGCCAAGGGCAUCGUGUUCGGGCCCGGCUCGGACAUCGGCGGUGCGCCGCAGCUGGCGAGCAUCUGGGGCCUCGUCGUCACCGGCCGCGUCAACGAGAUUGAACAAUUCUACGCCAACAUGCGCAUCGGAGGCGCACCCGUCGCUGCCGCGCCCGCAGACAAGGGCGUGCAAGACGCGCCGGCGCCCGAGCGCAUGGACCUCGACGAGCCGGCCAUGGGCAUCGAGUUCCUGGGUCAGGACGACAUGCCGCACAUGGACGACAUGCCCGACCUCAUCGGCUUUGGCGAUGCGCCAGCCGCCGACGUCUCUGGCAGCGACAACGCGCGCGAAGUCGGCCGUGGCAGCGGCAGCGAGGCCACCGUGCGCGCCGCGCUGCCGUGGAACGUCGCCGCGGAGGCCACGCGCACGCUCGAUGACACGGGACUCGGCGACCGUGACAGUCGAGCCGGAGACGGCACGAUGCGUUCCUUUUCGGAGGGCGACAUCACUGGCCUUCGUGGACGCGAGCGCCGCGGCAGCUCCAUGAUCCCCGACAGCCCCGGUGGCCGGCGCGAGAGCGCUGCGCGCGAUGCAUCCGUGCUGCACGAGAGCCGCCGAGACGACCCGACGGGCCUUGAAAGCCAGCUGAUUGCCGAAGCGCUGGAAGGCGAGCAGUUUAACUUCCUAAGUUUCGCUCGCAAGACCGCCGAGGAGGUGGCGCCCGAGCCGCUGUUCUUCAGCGACCUCGUUCCUGUUGCCGACUCGAUGCCGCACGUCGCUGCGCAAGCGUUCUACCAUCUGCUGUCGCUCGCAACCAACGACCGCAUCGCAGUGGCGCAGACGGACGCGUACGGAGAAAUCCUGGUCCAAAUCAAGACCUGA
Messenger RNA from Tilletiopsis washingtonensis, 2049 nucleotides. RefSeq lists its product as hypothetical. The record is from RefSeq and is a predicted model, not a curated record. Gene Ontology annotation, biological process: synaptonemal complex assembly; replication-born double-strand break repair via sister chromatid exchange; mitotic sister chromatid cohesion. Gene Ontology annotation, cellular component: cohesin complex; synaptonemal complex. Bases 1 to 2049 code for a protein of 682 amino acids. Lineage: Eukaryota; Fungi; Basidiomycota; Exobasidiomycetes; Entylomatales. The transcript is spliced from 15 exons. Gene Ontology annotation, molecular function: chromatin binding; protein binding.